UAACAACUCACGUAAACAACAUGGCGUCCGAGUCAAAAGAAUAUUUCUGAUUUUCGAACAAAACCGGUUGGUUUGAUGAUUCUAACUUACAAAGAUGGCCCACCUUCUUGGCAGCAAAUAUUGCAUUGAGAGUCUUCGGAAGGAUGUCAGCGACUUGCAUGAGACAGUCGUUGAUGUCUUUUCACGUGCUGGACCUGUCAGAUUCCCUUCCUGGAAGUUUCCUGAUAAGAUUUCUGCUGACCUAGACAUAAAUGAGCUGCUGGAACAAUACGAUUACUCAGAAGAUGAAGAGGAAAGACAAGUUGCUCAUAUUGUGUUAUUGGAGCUUGUCAUUGAGAGGAUGGUGCUAAUGAUACAGGCCAUGGCCAAGUACCUAGAACACAUCUUUACCUUGGGAAGAGGAACGUCUGCUGUUCACAAAAGUUCCAACAUGUCCAUAGGUUUGGUGGUCAAGAAAUACUGGAACAAAAUGGUGCAACUGAAUACGAUGAUGUCACAAGUACAAUCUGAAAAUAAAACAAAGACGAGAAAGAUUGUUGACCUGGAAAAUACCGUGGAGAAAUUGAUGCUCGAGAUACAACAACUGAAGGACGACUCCUUGCUUUCACCAGGCAUAUCUCCUUGCAAGACACCGGGAUUUGGCGGCCUUAUUCCUCCAAAUAACGCAGAGCUUGGGCUUAGUUCUCACCAUAUUGACAUCUCUAAAGACGCUUGUAAUAAAAGCUCGCAAACAGACGAGACCGCUUUUGUGCCUUGUGAGGGUUGCAGUCGUGUUCAAUUGAAUUUGAAAGAAGUUGGUAACUCUGUGAUGCAGCUUUGUAAAUCGCAGAGUCUGCCAUCGUCGUUAUCGAAGAUAAAAUCGGAGAUGGAGAACUUGAAUUGGAUGUCCUCUAAUGACGUUGCACGGUGGACUGCUGAGCAAAAUAAGGAUAUGGCACGAAUAAAUAAACAGUUGGACUAUCUGCUCAGUACGAUUGAACCUCUGAAAUCUGAUUUGGAAAAAUCACGAAAAACGUGUGAGAAAUUCAAAGAUGAUAUUCGUGAUUCAAAUCGCGAGAUACAGAAAGAAAAAGAGAUUCAGACUACAAUCAGGAAACAGUAUGAGAACAAGAUAUCGGAGAUUCGUAGAGAAAGUUCCGACAUUUUGGACAAAGAAAAACGAAAGACAGCAGAACUGAGUUCUACAAAAAAGGAGUUGAAUUCACAAGUGUAUGAGCUAAAGGACGAGUUACAAAAACAAGUUGAAGCAUUGAAUGAACUUGAAUCCGCUCAAGAGCAACUACGUAACGACCUCGAAAAUAGUCAAGUGGCUGGUCCAAGGAUAUCAGAAUUAGAAGAUGAAGUCAGUAACCUACAGAAAGAGUUGUCAUCAGUGAGUGACCAACUAAACCAGACGUCCAGAAGUCUAGCUAUGGAGCAGGCCAUGGGAAAAAGUGUCUCAAAGCAUACCCAGUCUCUUCAAUCGAAACAAGACUCCCUGCUGCAGAGAGUUGACGAGUUGGAUCAGGAGAGCGAAGAGUUAAAGAAUGAUGUGGCAGACCUCGAAGAAGCAAAAGAAACGUUGGAAGACAAUCUGAGUCGGACGACUAAAGAGAAGAAGAUGUUGGAAAUCAAAGUAAAAGAAAGUGAGAUCCUUGUCACAGAUUUGAGAGAUGGCAAAGAAGCAUUGGAGAAGUCCAUACAAGAAUUAAAAGACACAAUAGGGGCACUGGAAGGACAAGUUGACCAGUUGAAGGAGAGGGAAAAACUCAUCGUUGAAUACCCAGAUCUUAAUGGUCCAGUCAACGCAGACUUCACAGGGACUGGUGACAUAGCACUUGACAUGGAGAAUCAAGUGAAAGCCAAUAGUUUGAGGAUCCACAUUCUUGAGGAGCAGAACCAAGGUCUGAGGAACUCCAUCUCGAAGAUGCUUCAGCUUCAGGCUCAGAAGGCAGUCAAUGAAAACAGAGCUCAGAAUCGCUUCCAGCAGCAUCAAACAGGAGUUGGUGCAGGACCCAUGCCACUUUGGCAACAAAACAACUUGGACAGGUUGAUCGAGGACACACGCGAGGAAGGUUUGAGUGAAGAGGACCAUGAGUCGCAACCUUUCGGGGGCCAAGGCACAUGGACUAAUUAUCAGGAUACGGCACAGUACAGAUCAAAACAAAACGCGGAUGUGCCACCUUUGCAUCUAGACCAACGGAGUGCAUCCGAAUCGAAGUACUUGGCGAGUAGUACAUUUUCUGUUGGACGGGUACCAAGGCCACCUAGUGGAACAAGUCAGAAGCGACAAGGUCCCAAAGAUCGUGGUGGCGUAGUAACAACUGGCAAGGCCUCCUCACAUCCAGCACCACUACCCAGUAAAUCAAGCAUAGCUGCUUACCUCCAGCUAAAAAAUUCUGGCAUGCUCAAAGCUGGACAGCUUGAACAAGGAAAGUACCGUCCAAUGUCGGGCAACAAGACCAAUAAUGCCAUCAAAUACGAUCCUAACUAUACUGCCCAAGAUGUCCUCAUGUGCCCCAAGUGUGACAAGAUCUACACUAAUCAGAAAGAUCUGGAAAUUCACCAGACGUACUGCCGCAGUUGAAAAGAGAUGACACAUUGGAAUAGAACUUUUACACUGCACUCCAAAUUGUCUUAAAUAUUUACUUGAGGAUUUUUCACUUAAUAUUUCACCAAGUUGCAAACUAAAUAUUUGUAGAAUGCAAGGGCUGUCUUUCGAUGGCUGUUAACUCAUUCCAGUUUGAGAUGAUAUGCUGUGAUCCUCCGUUUGCAAAUGAAAUAUAUUCUGUCAAAGUAA
Lineus longissimus is the source of this 2779-nucleotide messenger RNA. RefSeq names its product coiled-coil domain-containing protein 157-like. The transcript has 12 exons. Bases 95 to 2566 code for a protein of 823 amino acids. The record is from RefSeq and is a predicted model, not a curated record. NCBI's taxonomy places the organism in Eukaryota, Metazoa, Nemertea, Pilidiophora, Heteronemertea, Lineidae.